AGUCAGAAGGCCCCCGGUCAAGAUUAGAUUGACAGCACACCACAUAGAAAGUGAAAUUGGACACUUCCAUUUACUGGAAAAAAAGUACCACCAAGAGAAACGCCGCCAGAUGAUAAGAAUUCACCGCGGGGAAAAAGUUCAAGCGAUUUUAUGAAGCCAAUAUGAGAAUUGAGAGGUUGUCGAUGUAAGUCAGUGCUUCUGACCGUUUUCAGGCCAAGAGACGAGGGCCGCCACCGCCUUUACGAGUUGGGACUAAGCACUUCCUUUUUUUGACAUGCAUUUUAUUUUCCACUCCGUAAUGUUUAUAUCCGGGACGGACUGGGAAUAAUGUCAUCCCGUUUUGAUACAAUUGCAGCAAAUACAAUGAAUAUGGAUAUUUUUGAUACACUCGUCAUCUAUCUCUGUAGACACUUUUUUGGGAAAAUUCUCCACUGUGUGUGGCUGCACUAUCGGUGUGAAGACUCUCUGGUCAAAUGUUUUGGGAUGCCUCCAGGAAAUGAAAAUGGAAAGAACUGGAUCGCUUCCGCCCCUCUGCAAACGCUUUGUACAAGAAAUUCAAAUUCCUAAUUGAUGAGUUGAGAAAUGUGUGUCCCGAGGCUUUUGAUAGCAGAGUUGACUCGGUUUCAUGUUUUUGUACAGAUUUUUCUGCUUGCCCUUUGUUUUUUUUUUGUUUUUUUAGUCUUUUGUCAUUGCCCCGUGUGUCAAGGAACCGCAUGGGAAUUCCAGGAAGGGUAGACACAUGCGACGGCCCUGCCUAACUUCCAAGCACAGAUUCCGCACUUGUUUUCCCUUCUUUCUGAUUUGUGCGGUUUGAUUCCUUUUUUUUUUUUGCUAUUAAAAUGAUCUCAAUGUCCUCAUCAGGAAGCACAGAGCACUCCUCCUGGAAUAAAUCACUCCCAAUAACAUGCACGUCUGCUGCUUUUCUCCUCUUGAGUGGCCGAACGGCCUCAAGUGCACUUGGUUGGGGGGGAAGCUCUCACCAACUGCGACCUCUAGAAAAUGCAAAUGAAUUAUAUCCACUCAUCUGGUCAAAUAAAGUCUGGGUCAAUCGAGUCAGCUAGCCAAACGGCUAACGGAAAUGAACUGUGUACUCAAAAUCAAUCACAUAAAAUAAUCGACGCGAUAGCAUAGCUGCUAGCUAACACCGUCUGGAUUACUUCCCGCCACUCAACUGCUGCAAGUCCAGCGAACAAGCGCUAUGACAUCAUAAACAGCAGCCCACACAACACUUCUCAACAGAGGCGACAACCACUUUGAUGACAUCACCGCGGUGCGGCGGCGCACCUCUCCACAGAGAUGACAACCGCUCUGUAAACAUCGCAACAAGGCGACGGCUUACCGCUUCGCUAACAGAGAUGACAGGCCUUUUCUCUUCUCUUCGAUCAACAUCAGCCAAGCGGAUCCAUUGUGCGCCGGGUGCACACAUGGCACACCACCGCCGCGGUGACGAGGAUGACCGCGGGCCCGGAGCAGCCUACCAGGCCUUCGUGGCCAUGGAGCGUUUGCUGGACAAGCUGCACAUUUUAAACUACCAAGACGAAGUCCUGGCCAAACACAACAUGAGGCACUUGACCAGGCAUUACUUUGUGUCAAGUCCCUACCUGGAGUCCAACCCGGGCGAGCAGUUCUACAUGUUCACCAUCAUCGCGGCGUGGCUCAUCAAUGCGGCGGGGAGGCCGUUCGACGAGCGCGUGGAGUACGGCGAACCCAGCGCCACCAUGUCGGACAUUCUCGCCGAACUGCGAGCGUUUGGCGUCCGGGUGGACUUCCCGCCCUCCAAACUCCUGUCGGGUUCGGGCGAGUAUGUGUGCUUCGUGUUGGACAGGCUAGCCGAGGAGGCGCUUAAGAAGAGGGGCUUCUCUUUCAGGAGUCCAAAGUACGCAAGGGAAGACUCGGAAGAACCGUUUGCGGUGGAGGAAGACAUCGAGCUUCAUGUCGAGGAGGAGGUGAUGGAGGAGCUGGACGACGACGAGGAGCAUGCUCUGGACCUGGAGGCCUUGAAAUUACGAAGCGCUCACCCCGAAGCCAAGAUGUCCUGUGUCAACACGGAGAUCCUGCAGUCCAUGGUGGACGCGGCGGAAUGGUACCUGGAAGUGGAGCGCGUCCUCCCGCAGCUCAAAGUCACCGUCAAGAACGACAACAAGGACUGGAGGAUCCACGUGGAGCAGAUGCACCGGCACCGGGACGGCAUCUCGACUUCGUUCAAAGAGGCCAAAGGCUAUCUGGAGAGGCUACAGGAGGACAUCGGGAAGACCUUGGAGAAGGUCCGCAGUCGCGAGAAGUACAUCAACAACCAGCUGGAGCACUUGAUCCAGGAGUACCGCAACGCUCAGGCUCAACUGGGCCAGGUCAAGGAACAGUACCGGCAAGCCAGUGAGGGACUGACGGAGAAGGCGCGAAUCCUGGCCGAGAUGGACGACGAGCUGAAGCGGGUGAAGCAGGAGACGGAGGAGAGGAACAGCAGCGUGUCCGACGGCGCGCCCCUCGUCAACAUCAAGCGCUGCAUGGCCACCCAGAAGCAGGAGAUGGUCCAGCUGGAGAAAAUGAUCGCCAGCCAACGUUUGCAGAUGAAGAAAUCCAACAGUUUACGGGACACGCACGCCGCCGUCUUUCCGGAGCAAACGUACUUUUCACACCACUCGCACACGUGGACGUGGGAUUCUUGAAACUUAGCCAAAUCCUUGAGAAAUGUCUUAUUUUGACAAGGAGGUGGGACACCCAUUAACUUGGGUACUUCAUUCAUUUAUGCAAACUGGUUUCAUUUUAUUUUUUUAAACUCUGGCAACUCUACAUUAUAUUAAUGUAUAUAAACCAGUGAUGCCCAACUUUUUGGGAGCCGAGGAAUCUCAUCGCACACCAGCAAACACAAAUGACACCAAAAGUAGACAGCACUGGAAAAAAAAGGGCUGUUGGCAAAAGAUGAUAGUUUUGCUCCACAAUUUUUCUAUAUCUGUAUGUCCCGAAAUCAUGAUAAUCUCAUCUCAAUUUAGCCACAAAAAUCCUUGAAUUUUGUCCUGUUUUGCUGAACACAAAGAUACGAUAAACCUCCAUUUAUCACAAGGCAUAGAUUCCAGACCCACCCGCAAAAGGUGAAAAGCCGAGAAAUACACCAAAAUGUUCAAACAAUGAAAUGAAAUGUUGGUAAACAAAAGUACGCAAGCUAAAUGCUAACAUGUAAAGUGUAACCUCAUAGACGGAGAUCUCUGCCUUGGUUGAACGUACGCAAUAGGGUUUUGUUGAAGCACUGUAGGGGCUACUUUUUUUUUUUUUUUGUCAUUGUG
Molecule: messenger RNA, 3281 nt
Organism: Hippocampus comes (tiger tail seahorse)
Lineage: Eukaryota; Metazoa; Chordata; Actinopteri; Syngnathiformes; Syngnathidae
Product: intraflagellar transport protein 57 homolog
Exons: 1
Coding region: 1257-2666 (469 amino acids)
Biological process (GO): non-motile cilium assembly; intraciliary transport
Cellular component (GO): cilium; intraciliary transport particle B; microtubule organizing center
Source: RefSeq, a predicted model, not a curated record